GUAGAGCAAACAUUUUUCUACAAAAUUAGAUGUUUUACAGCUCUGAGAGAAUCGUGAUAACUGAUUUAUAGCAAUUCUCCCGGAUGCCCCAAAAGGUCUUCCGGCCAGACUGAUCAUCGCCAUAUAUCUAACAUUCACAGGAUUUUUUGAGCUUCCUGCGUAGGAAUUUGUAAAUUUUUUUUCAGUGGGUAAUACAGCAAUCGAAUGCGCGAGUGAUACAUAAGUAGCAGAGCUCUCAAAAUUAGCUGUUUUAGUUAAACAUCAACUUGGGUGAUCAGCAUUCAUGUUGAAGUACAAUUACACAACAUAUGAAGUCAUGAAUCACGAGAUAUAGGGUGUCGAGACUUUUAAUGGGCUUUGUAAAUAUAGUACAGGAGUGAAACAAUAUAGAAAAAAUUCUCACAUCCUAUCAAGUUUAUUUAAAAUAAAAUUUUAUCAUUAUGCAUCGUAUUUUUAAGAAAUGCACUCUUAGUAAAUGCUUGUGUCGUACAUCUCCAAGUAAAUUUACAAACUGCAAGUAAACAGACACAUUAUUCUCAUUUAUAGUAAACUACAAAGUACAUUACACACCACACAGCUCCUGCUUUUGAGUUAUACAGCACCCCCCCUCUUACUACACUUAUUAUUCUACAGUUUUCUCCUAUACUUACAAAAAAAAUUUAGUUUUUCUUAAUGACUGAUUAAUUAGUCCUGUUAUCCUAAGCAUGCAUAAUUUAAUUCAUUAGAAACAUCCUACAACAUUCCCAAAGCCAAUCAAGAAAAUUCCCUUCUAUAAUGAUAAGAGUUUCUACAUGGUCGGUCAGAUAGUAAAAUAAUAGAUUUGCAUCCUAGUGUCGCGGGUGCCCAAGCGUCUGAUAAUCAGUUAAAUGAAUAAAUGAUGUUGUACUUGAACAGCUAAUUUUUUCAGUUGCAAUUUCUCUUACUGAAAUGCUUCACACAAUAUAAGUAAGGAAGCAUGAAAACAGCAAACAGCAAGAUAUUGAUGAAUCAACGGAAGAAAAUUUUGAAGAUCUAACUCUUAUUUGGCUCGAUUCAUCUCUGUAUGAAUUAGAACACUCACUGCAGUUACGAAUAGAAUUAGAACAAAUUAUUAAUUAUUUGAAAAUAUUUUCUAAUUGUGAUGAUUGUUUUCAUUAUAUGACAUCAAGAAAUAAAAACGAAAAACUAUUUUUUAUUGUUUCAUCGUCGUUUGGCCAGCGAUUCAUUCCACGGAUUCAGCGUCUUGAACAAUUAAUAAAUAUUUAUAUCUAUAACAGAGUUAAGUAUUCAUAUAAUGAUGCGGAAUGGAUAAAACAAUAUAAGAAAAUCCAUGGUUCAUUUGGUAAAGUGAACGAUUUACUUUCGAAAUUGACGGAUGACGUCAAAUUAUUUUCAAAACAACAACCGAUAUCGGCAAACAUAUUCACAUUAGAUUCAACAGAAAAAUCAAUAUGGGAUCUAAGCAAAGAAAAUGUUAAAUUUAUGUGGUAUCAGUUAUUGAUUGAUAUCUUAUUACGUUUACCAAAUCAUUCGACACUUCUUGCAAAAGCGGAUAUGAUUGAACUAUGUCGUCUACAAUACAAAACAAAUGAAAAACAAUUACAACUUAUCGGUAUUUUCGAGAAAGAAUACAAUUCGAAGAGUGUUAUAAGCUGGUAUACACGUGAUUGUUUUUUGUAUAAAAUUAUCAAUAGAGCAUGUCGGACAGAAAACAUUGACGUCUUGGUUAAAUUUCGAUUUAUUCUAGCUGAUUUACAUCAAGAAUUAAAUGAUCUCUAUAUAAAUCAAUCCUUACCACGACCCCUCACGGUCUAUCGAGGUAUGACAAUGCCCGCCGAUGAAUUUGAAAUGAUUCAGAACAACAUUGGUGGUCGUAUAUCAAUAAAUACUUUUCUAUCAACAACCGAAUAUAUACAGGUUGCAUAUUCGUUUGCCGGUGAUGGUAGUAUGAGACCAGAAAAAGAAUCAGUAGUGCUUAUUAUGAAUAUUGAUACUAGGUCGUCCAAGACGAAACUAUUUGCUGAUAUUCAAAAAUAUAGCUUUUUCCAAGACGAGGGAGAGUUCCUUCUGUCAAUUGAGACAGUUUUACAAUCGAGUCUGCUGAAAAAAUGA
Molecule: messenger RNA, 2091 nt
Organism: Didymodactylos carnosus
Lineage: Eukaryota; Metazoa; Rotifera; Eurotatoria; Philodinida; Philodinidae
Source: the annotation of a GenBank genome assembly